CUAAAAUUAGUGGCGCCAUCUGUGAUGAAACAGCCACAUUUCACACAUGCCGAGCUGUUGGGAAAAAGGGAAGAAAAGGAAAGAAAAGAUGAUGCAGACCAAGAGAAGAGAAGCGGUCCACACGCAUGUCGGGGAGCACGCCUCCUCUUCUUUUCGCUUGCCAGCGCGGCUCAUUUCCUAGUACAAUCUUUUGGAUGUUUUGUUUCCCAGUGUUGCUAGAUUGGCCCACGCCGGUGGAGGCGGAAGCGCGGGAAACGGGCCAGCCACACAGGCGCCGGCCGGCGUGCCGUCGUAGUAGUGCCUCUUUUUCUUUUUUGCUUUUGCUGGCCAAGCAACCGAAUGAAAAGUAGACACAUUGAUCGAAAGGUGGGGACGUAAUGGCAACUCCAGUUGGCCAAGAAAGCCAACACGCGAGGCGAGGCGAGGCGAGGCGAGGCGAGGCGAGGCUCACGUCAUCCGUGUCGAGACGCAGCCCGAGUAUCUGGCACCGUGUUUGCCGUGUUGGUCAGCUCCUGCCGCUUGCCGCCGCUUCCUUCGUACUGGCGAGGCUGUUGCGGGCUGUCGAAGCCGCCUUGCCGCAUGUUGGCAGUGGUGCGUUUUGAGCCCGUCCACCUGGAGGCGAGGCGAGGCGAGGCGGGGCAAGUAAGCAGAUCAGCAGGUUACGCAGGUGAAAACGCCACCCCAUCCGUUCAGGUGGCACGGGAACGACACGCACAUUUGGUGUUUGCUUCCGCUCUUUGUGACAAAAAGUGGUCGCUGAAUUCUCACCACAAAAAUGAGGGAGUCUUCAAGUGUCCCGAAGACCAGUUGCCUUUGGACUACGCCAAGAUCUACCCUGACCCGGAGUUGGAGCAGCAGAUCUUGGCGCUGCCCAUCCGCUGCAUCCACAGCGAAGAGGGCUGCCGCUGGACCGGACAGAUGAAGCAGCUGCAGGGCCACUUCUCCACCUGCGCCUUCAACGUCAUCCCCUGCCCCAAUCGCUGCUCGGUCAAGCUGACCCGCCGCGACCUCCCCGACCACCUGCAGCACGACUGCCCCAAACGCAAAGUCAAGUGCGAGUUCUGCGGCAGCGAGUUCACCGGCGAGGCCUACGAGAACCACCAGGGCGUGUGUCCUCAGGAGAGCGUCUACUGCGAGAACAAAUGCGGGGCGCGGAUGAUGCGCCGGCUACUAUCGCAGCACGGCACGGCCGAGUGUCCCAAGCGCACGCAGCCGUGCAAGUACUGCGGCAAGGAGUUUGUCUUUGACACCAUCCAGAACCACCAGUACCACUGCCCUCGCUUCCCCGUCCAGUGCCCCAACCAGUGCGGCACGCCCAACAUUGCCCGCGAAGACCUGGCCAACCACGUGAAAGACAACUGCGGCAGCGCCCUGGUGCUCUGCCCCUUCAAAGACGCCGGCUGCAAACAUCGGUGCCCCAAGCUGGCGGUGGGGCGGCACCUGGAGGACAGCACCAAGUCGCACCUGACCAUGAUGUGCAACCUGGUGGGGCGCCAGCGGCAGGAGAUCCUGGAGCUGCGGCGCGAGAUGGAGGAGCUGUCGGUGAGCCACGACGGCGUCCUGAUCUGGAAGCUGAGCGACUACUCGCGCAAGCUGCAGGAGGCCAAGCUGCGCAGCAACCACGAGUUCUUCAGCCCGCCCUUCUACACGCACCGCUACGGCUACAAGCUGCAGGUGUCGGCCUUCCUCAACGGCAACGGCAGCGGCGAGGGCUCGCACCUCUCCGUCUACAUCCGGGUGCUGCCCGGUGAGUACGACAACCUCCUGGAGUGGCCCUUCGCCUACAAGGUCACCUUCUCCAUCCUGGACCAGAGCGACCCCUCGCUCUCCAAGCCGCAGCACAUCACCGAGACCUUCAACCCGGACCCCAACUGGAAGAACUUCCAGAAGCCCAGCGGCGCUCGCAACUCGCUGGACGAGAGCACCCUGGGCUUCGGCUACCCCAAGUUCAUCUCGCACGAGGAGAUCAAGAAGAGGAACUACGUCCGCGACAACUGCGUCUUUGUCAAGGCUUCCAUCGAGAUCCCCCAGAAGAUCAUGGCCUGAGCGCCGCUUGAGCACCGACCACCUUUCCACGCUCCACCCUUCUACCUGACCAACUCACUCUGUGUGAAAAUUGCCUUGGAAAUCAAAGAGUGCCUAGACGUUGACGCUUUUUCUUUCGCCCCUCUCUCUCUCUCUCGCUCUCUCGCUCUCUCUCUUGCUCUCUCACCAACGGUACGUGAGGGGAUGGAAGCAGGGUGAAGGAGAUUGAACUUUGGAUGGAUGGAGGGAAGGAAGGCAGCGUCGUGGCUCACGCCUGCCUUGUGUUUACGUCGAGCGCCAGAGCAGCCGGCGUCAAGGUGCAGCUCCGUCCUUCACCCUCUAUGCAAACUUCACACAAGCUUCCCCGCCAGCACACAGGCGCUCCCUUCCGAGGAACCUCGGCUUUCUCCAUCAGCAUUUUCUUCCUUGCGAGAAGCGCCUCGUGUCGCUCUUCAGACGAGACCCCCCAACCCCCCUCGGUCCGUUUGCGGCCGCUGACUCCAUCGGAUUUGUCCAUCGGAUUUGUCCAUCUUUGUCGCUCCAGCACGUUAGCUUGUGGUCUUGCCGUGAUCGUCCGCUACCUGAAGAAGUCUUUGGACCGUUGUGUCCCCCCCCAGUCCUCAUCCGCUCGGCCAAACGCAACUCGCGACGCACGUCGAGAAGCCAAACCCGAGCAGACGCUGGAAGUCUGCCGUUUGAUGGGGCCAGCUCCUCCAAAGUGCUGGAGAUUUGGGAAGAUGGCGUCCAUAUGGGCGGGAAUGGAGCGGCUUCGUCAUGGUAUGCGUUUGGUGGAGCGUGGCGGCAAGCGGACGCUGUCAAACCAGUGACUGGGAAUAACGCAGCUCUGCAAUUUUCAGGAAAAGUCAACCCAUGAAGCCUACUUGACUGAGUAACGUGCAAUUUACUAGGCAUGUCUAUAAAAAGGCUCAAAUCAACAAAAUGUGAUUCCGCUAGAACGGUUUGGACCCGGCAGCAGAAGGUGACGACGGCGGAUGGAAGUGUGUCAAAUCUUUUCUUGGAUUGCUGCCUGAAUUGGUGUAGUCCGCUGAAGAGGAAAUCGGGAAAUGGUCUCGUCGGAUUUGAGUUGUCCUCAUCUCGCGUCGCCCGAAUUCGAUGUGUUUACGUUGUCGUGACCGACAAGGAAAAUUCACCAGGCUUGUUUUGGGCAAAGCAACCUUUGGACGGAGCAGAGCAAGUGCAUUUGUGCAUCCUUAAGAGGCCAAUGGGGGACCAGUGAGUGGGCAUCUCAAAGUGAAGGAAAAUCCACGUGGCCUUUUGCUUGAUCCGCUACGACCUUGCAUGAGAGGGCAAACGUGACACACGUGCAUGCUUCAAUGUGCUAACUCCCGGCCGGACCACCUUUUGUACUCUACCUGUUCUCAUGACUAUCUUGCCCUUUUUUUGGAAGAGUUUUAAGAAUAGUUUUUAUUAUGAUCAACAUGGGUUGUGUUUUUGUAAACGGAAAAUGUGAACGUUGCGAAGCGAACCUGUUCGUCGAGAUCGUCUCCUUCACAGCGCCACCGCCUGGACGGAGGACUGUCAAAAAUGUACAUUCAUUACAUUUAAUGCAACGCGUGAAUACGUCAUGUACAAAUACGGAAGCACAUUCUGUCCUUUGACUUAGUAGAUGCGCGCGCGCGCGCAUGCACGCGCACACACACACCGAUUUCCUCUCAUAAUGCCAGCUGAUAUUUGACAGUGACUUUUUGUACGAUUGUGUAUUUUCAAAUCCUUUCCGGCUGUUUUUAUACGUAUGUCGGUUUGAGAGUCAGGUCGACUUGGAGAGUCCGUCAGUUUGUCUGUCCGUGCGUCUCGCGUGUUUGAGCCUCACGUGUUAUGUCUCUUUUAUUUUCCCCAUUUGGAAAAAGGAAAACCAAGUAUUUAUUUGAAAGCAGCAGCGCCGCCGCCAGUCAGUCAGUCAGUCAGUCAGUCGAUGCGGACGGCGCAUAGAAUGUUUUAACAUGUCCUUUGAUGAGUGCUUGUCAAUUUCAUAACUAAAAUAAAAAUACCAUAUGCUGUGUUUUAAA
Syngnathus typhle (broad-nosed pipefish) is the source of this 4052-nucleotide messenger RNA. It is a transcript of the gene traf4a, whose product is annotated as tnf receptor-associated factor 4a. The coding region runs from base 580 to 2046 and encodes 488 amino acids. Gene Ontology annotation, molecular function: protein binding; zinc ion binding. Gene Ontology annotation, biological process: signal transduction; regulation of apoptotic process; positive regulation of JNK cascade. The record is from RefSeq and is a predicted model, not a curated record. The transcript has 7 exons. Lineage: Eukaryota; Metazoa; Chordata; Actinopteri; Syngnathiformes; Syngnathidae.